Tyto alba (common barn owl) is the source of this 355-nucleotide messenger RNA. RefSeq names its product probable serine/threonine-protein kinase abkD. NCBI's taxonomy places the organism in Eukaryota, Metazoa, Chordata, Aves, Strigiformes, Tytonidae. The record is from RefSeq and is a predicted model, not a curated record. The transcript is spliced from 3 exons. Bases 56 to 355 code for a protein of 99 amino acids.
UUUGCUGGCCUUAACAAGCAGUCAGUGUUACAAGUGCUAAGCUGUACUUCUGAGGAUGGGUAGUGAGUACGUCCAGUAUAACCACCGAGCAGCUCAGAAAUGCUACCACGAGCCCGUAACAAACAUUAAAUACAACAGGGCCACAAAAGCAGCGACGGAGCUGAAAGCAAAACCUGAAGACAACGAGGCGGUGCCGGGGCCGGAGCCAUUUUCCCUUCAGCAGCAGCAGCAGCAGCAGCAGCAGCAGGAGAAGAAGAAGAAGAAGAAGAAGAAGAAGAGGGGGAAGAAGAGGAGGCGGCGAGACAGGAGCCGGGGUCUGGAGCCGGGCUCCAAAUCCACUAAAGUUGCUGUCUAA